UAAGCUUUCCUAGGGGUGGGGUCAGGAGCCAGCUUUUCAUUGGUCGUAAUUUGGCCCCAGAGAAGUCCAAUGAAAUCUGGAAUUCAGAGUCUUUGUUAGGUAGGCUUGUACUGAAAACGGAAGUUUCGUGUAUGGGCCAAUGGGAAUGCGAAGCAUUUUGAGGCCUAAUUUACAUAAGGUGGUUAUAAAAGGCUCAAGUCAUCCGGGAUCCAGCUUGCUUUCCCACUUACUAGGCAACCUUCCUGUGUUUAUUUUCAAUCAUGCCUGAGCCGGCUAAAUCUGCCCCGGCUCCCAAGAAGGGCUCCAAGAAGACUGCCAGCAAGGCGCAAAAGAAAGACGGCAAGAAGCGCAAACGCAGCCGCAAGGAGAGCUACUCCAUCUACGUGUACAAGGUGCUGAAGCAGGUGCACCCGGACACGGGCAUCUCGUCCAAGGCCAUGGGCAUCAUGAAUUCAUUUGUUAAUGACAUCUUCGAGCGCAUCGCAGGCGAGGCGUCGCGCCUGGCGCAUUACAACAAGCGCUCGACCAUCACGUCACGGGAGAUCCAGACGGCCGUGCGCCUGCUGCUGCCCGGGGAGCUGGCCAAGCACGCCGUGUCCGAGGGCACCAAGGCCGUCACCAAGUACACCAGCUCCAAGUAGAAGCCCUCCUGGAUGAGGCGCUCGCUGGCUCUUUUGCUUUCUAAAGUCUCUUGCAAGAGCCACCCGCUUCAAUCAGGAAAGCUUUGUCCACUUGCACUAGUUUCUAGUUCCUAUCCCAAAGUUACUUUAAGGGUCUUGGAGAAGGUGCACUUCAGUUGUAAGCAUUUGUAGUUUUGAGGUUCCCUGAGCUGGUUUGCAGUUGGCUGUAGAGCUCCUAGCACCCCGUUUAGCUUCUUGGAGUUUUAAACUAGGUCAAUGGAGGUCGGCCUCUGGGCGGGUUUCUUCCGUGUUCUACACUGUGGUGUUCGGGCGCUUUAUUGAUGGACCUAAAGUGAGAUGAUUUGAUUGCUUUGGCGGUUAGAGGGCUCCAGGACACACCUAAACCUGUGUGGACGAAUGCUGUGUACCAGUCAUCUACAACUGAAGUCCUGGGUACGGGCGGUUUCCUGUGCUUAGGGCGGUGUCCUCGCCUUUAACAGAUUUACCAUCACGAACGUUCCGCGUUGCUGCGGAUUUGGUAGAAGUCUGUUGGGGUUCUGCCUCAGGCUUUAGAAUCCCUGUUCGUGGCUUGUGAUUUUACCCCCCAUUUAAUACUUUGCGUUAACCUCUGCGGUGGCAGGUUCCCGCAGAGACUGCUCAUUUUUUGCUCUGGACUCAUGACGCGAUCUUUCUAAUUAACCCACUCGAGGAGUAGCAUUUUCCUUCCUGCCUCCACCGUCUGAAGUUGUUUGCUUUCUUGUUUACGCUGUCUCUGGUGAAGUUGGCCUGAUGUUCUCAUACCUCCAGAGCCCACAAAUGUCUGACACAGCCCAGACGCUCAAGUACUUAUUAUUGAAUUAAUUUUUUUUUUUUUUUUUUGGUUUUUCAAACAGGGUUUCUCUGUGUAGCUUUGCGCCUUUCCUGGAACUCGCUUUGGAGACCAGGCUGGCCUCGAACUCACAGAGAUCCGCCUGGCUCUGCCUCCCGAGUGCUGGGAUUAAAGGCGUGCGCCACCACCGCCCGGCUUGAAUUAAUUUUUAUAUCACUGCUUUUGUAAUUGCUUCCGUGGCCGGGGGGCGCGGGGCUUGUCUGUUUGAUGUACGUGAAGACACGGUGGAACAGAAACGUUUUGAGGAUUCUUUCUCCAAAUCCGUCCUUAGUUCAAGUUAAUGCGAGGGCUGUUCUUGGUUGUCAACUUGACUACGUCUGGAAAUAACUAAAAAGUGACAGAUAGUACACCUGUGAGAGAUUUUUUCUUAAUUAAAUAAUUUGAAGUGAGAAGAAGCACUUUUAAUCUGGAUCUUUUGAGGUGGGAAGAUCCACCUUUAAUCUGGCCACACCUUCUGCUGGCAGCCUAGAUAAAGGACAUGAAAGAAGGAAGCUUGCUCUCCAUGGCAAGUCUGUUCCUUCACUGGUGUUAGAGCCUACUUCUGGAUUCUGGCAGACACUGAAGACCAGCUGAGGUAUCCAGCGUUGUGGACUCAACAACUACUGGAUUUAUGGACCUUCUCUUGGUAGUCAGCCAUUGUUUGUGGGACUAGCUGGACCCCAGCUUAGGGUUCUGCAAGAUAGGCCACAGAGUUAACAGUGGAGUUAACAGAAGCUAAGUGGUUGGUCCAGGGCCACGAAGUUAACAGAAGCUGAGUGGCUGGUCCAGGGCCAUGCGUGGCACUAUCCACUUUUGUCUCCCUGGCUGAAGACAACUGCCUUGGUUCUCUUUUGUGGAGUGUAGCAUACUGACUUUUUCCUUCAAAGUCUUGAUUUUGCUGGUGAAGGCACUUGAUGGUCUGAUCACUUUCCCGAUGCUGUUUUAGGCUAACGAUUUCUGGAGCUGAUUACAGGAGCUUUGUGAAUCCAAAAUGAGUAAUGAAAACAUUUUCAAGUUAUUAUUAAUCAAGUUACCACUUAGUUUCAUAUCUUUGCUGGAUUGUUUCAUGUGCAAUUCAUUUUCUCAAAAAAUAAAAUGAGCAGAUAUAACCA
Peromyscus californicus insignis is the source of this 2600-nucleotide messenger RNA. RefSeq names its product histone H2B type 2-E-like. The record is from RefSeq and is a predicted model, not a curated record. Gene Ontology annotation, cellular component: nucleosome. Gene Ontology annotation, molecular function: structural constituent of chromatin; DNA binding; protein heterodimerization activity. Lineage: Eukaryota; Metazoa; Chordata; Mammalia; Rodentia; Cricetidae. The transcript is spliced from 2 exons. Bases 261 to 641 code for a protein of 126 amino acids.